AUGAACUCAAGCAUUGAGCCUGGUGAAGUCCUUUCAUUGGAAGAGCUAUCGCCGGUAAAUGAUACUCCAUAUGAGAUCGAGCAGCUCCCACUGCCUCCUGCCGACGGCGGCUUUUCGCUGGUGUUCGGUAUUUUGCAAGAGUAUUACUCGACACAUGAUGUUCUCAAAGGUGAAAAGGGAGGUCUAGCAACCGUAGGAACUACAUCCACUGGCAUUCUAUACCUCAUUUCGCCCAUCACCUUCACUCUGCUGACUCGAUACCCGAACCUGCAAGCCUACUGUGCUCCGGUGGGACUGUUUAUCACAGUUAUCGGCUCAUUACUUUCUUCUUUUGCAGACAAAGUAUGGCAAUUAAUUGCUACGCAGGGUGUAAUCUGUGCAAUCGGAAAUGGUCUUAUCUUCACACCGUCCACUCUUUACAUAGACCAAUGGUUCAUACGAAGAAAGGGUCUUGCUCUAGGACUGAUGUGGGCUGCGAAGAGUGCCACUGGAGUGGCUCUACCUUUCAUCGCCAGUACCUGUUUGGACCGAUUUGGCUCAAGUACAACGUUGAAGGCCUGGACUGUAGUCACUAUUUUGUCGACGCUUGCAUCGCUGCCCUUCAUGAAACCUCGAAUUCCAGUGUCACCAUCUACCUCAAUCCGUCGGAUUGAUCUCAGUUUCCUUCGACUGCCUACCUUCUGGACGUUACAAGCAGGUAACGUAAUCCAAGGUUUUGGAUAUUUCCUGCCGUCGAUGUAUCUCCCUUCCUACUCGACUGCAACGGUGGGUUUAUCUGCGACAAUGGGCACAAUGCUUGUCUCGCUAUUCAACGCAACAUCUGUCUUCGGUGGCAUUGCGCUCGGUACCCUCUGUGACCGCUUUGCCAUAACCGACGUCCUCCUUUUUUCCUCUGUGGGAUCGGCCGUAUCAGUGUUUCUACUUUGGGGCAUGUCAUCAGCAUCUAACUCGGGUCCCGAAGCCCCGAUUGCCUUACUCACUCUCUUCUCCAUUUUCUACGGGUUCUUCGCCGGUGGAUUCAGCUCCACUUGGUCCGGGGCUAUCACCGAGAUCAAGAGAAAUUCCUCUCCGUCUCUGGAUACAGGAUUAGUUUUUGGCCUACUUGCUGGAGGACGAGGCAUUGGAAACGUCAUAAGUGGACCAUUGAGUACGGCAUUGCUCAACCAGGGAUCUGUGGCUGUUCACGGUGGAACUGGAUAUGCCACUCAAUAUGGGAGCCUUAUCAUGUUCACGGGUCUCACUGCGUCCUUUGGUAUGUGGGCUUGGAUAUGGGGGUUAUCUAGUAGGGUACAAUGUCUCCACAGACAAAGUACUCAUUCAAACUAUACUGUGUGA
Penicillium taxi is the source of this 1335-nucleotide messenger RNA. Its product is annotated as putative MFS monocarboxylate transporter. The transcript has 4 exons. Gene Ontology annotation, biological process: transmembrane transport. The coding region runs from base 1 to 1335 and encodes 444 amino acids. Gene Ontology annotation, cellular component: fungal-type vacuole membrane. Lineage: Eukaryota; Fungi; Ascomycota; Eurotiomycetes; Eurotiales; Aspergillaceae. The record is from RefSeq and is a predicted model, not a curated record. Gene Ontology annotation, molecular function: transmembrane transporter activity.